UGCCUCGAAUGGUAAAAUCGUUAUUAAAGGCAAAAGCAAGGUUGUUGCUAUAAAACACUGCAAGUGGUCCUUUCCUUCCUUCUCUCUUCUUUCCCACUCAUCCCGUACAAGAGAGAAUAAAAUUCCGAGAAACACACAGAGAAACUGAGAGAAAAAAUCUGAAAACUCAAGACGGACUUUGAGUCCUUUUGCAAGAGAGAUGAAGAACUGCGAGCUGUGCCAGCUUCCUGCAAGAACCUAUUGCGAAUCGGACCAGGCGAUUUUAUGCUGGGACUGCGACGCCAAGGUUCACGGUGCCAAUUUCUUGGUGGCGAGGCACUCUAGGAGCCUCCUCUGCCAUUCGUGCCAGUCUCCGACGCCUUGGAAGGCCUCCGGUGAAAAGCUCGGCCAUACGUUUUCCGUGUGCGAGAGCUGUGUGGUCAGAGAUGAAAGCAGAGACGAAGACGAAGAGAGCCAAGGCGGCAAUGAUAAUGAAUUUGACUCCGAUAACGAUCCAGAUGAUGAUGAUGAUGAUGAUUUUGAUGAGGACGGAGAUAAUCAGGUGGUGCCGUGGUCUUCGACGACCCCGCCUCCACCGUCGCCGAGCUCAUCGAGCAGCGAAGAGGCUGCGAGUGCGUUAAACAAUGGCGAUACAGAAGGUCCCAAAACGGCCACCACCGUUUCGUUGAAGCGAAUCAGAGAAACGGCUUCGGAUCUUCGCUCUCAGGACGAUCUCGACCGUUCAUCUUCUCGACGGAGGUACGGCUCAGCUUCGGCAGCUCAAGCGAGUCGGCCCGAACCCGACGGCGGAGCCACUUCGUUUGACUCCUCGCGACCACGAAAAGACCGGAGAAUCGAUCUAAACGGGCCGGGUUCGCCGUCCGAACCCGUUAUUGAGUCGAAGAUGAUAUAUCGCCGGGAAGAUAGCCUUCGAUCUUGACGCUUCUGAGCGUCCUGGCCGUUGGAUAUGAGGUAGUUUAUGAUGAUAAUUCUUUUACUUACCUAACAACAGUCUCAACUGAUCCUGAUUUGACCAGUAGUUAAAUUUGUAUUAGUCAGACAAUUUGUUUUAAUUUUUUUUCUUAUUUUAACCGCGAUAGUAAUUCUGAUUCUUCCUUUUCGUGUCGUGCCAUAUAUUGUAAAGAAACUCUUUUUGGCAUAUGGAAAUGGAAUCUUUAUGUUUCUUUUUAAUUUAA
This is a messenger RNA of Prunus dulcis (almond), 1175 nucleotides long. RefSeq names its product zinc finger protein CONSTANS-LIKE 1-like. Gene Ontology annotation, molecular function: zinc ion binding. Bases 200 to 919 code for a protein of 239 amino acids. The transcript has 2 exons. The record is from RefSeq and is a predicted model, not a curated record. NCBI's taxonomy places the organism in Eukaryota, Viridiplantae, Streptophyta, Magnoliopsida, Rosales, Rosaceae.